AGCUUGCCCCAAAGGCCUGUGGGGCAUCGAGUGCCAAAACAAAUGCGAAUGUCAGAACAACUCCACCUGUGAUCCCUUCAAUGGCGAAUGCCGCUGCAGGCGUGGAUGGAUCGGCAAACAUUGCGAGAAGCGGUGCGACAAAGGUUACUAUGGACAAGAAUGCUUGGAGAAGUGCAGGUGCGAUGAUCCAUGUCCAAUCGGCACCCACGGCCCUGAAUGCAAAUCAGAGUGUCGCUGCCAGAAUGGCGGCACUUGCGAUCCCGAGACUGGCUUCUGUUACUGCAAGGACGGUUGGACGGGACCGGUGUGUGCCAACAGGUGUCCAUUCGGGCACUGGGGUGUCAAUUGCACGGAACUGUGCAACUGCUAUAACGGCGCAUCCUGUCACCAUAUCAAUGGAUCUUGCGAGUGUCAACCUGGAUUCACCGGAGACAGGUGUUUAGAUACGUGUCCUGAAGGAACGUAUGGACUCGACUGUAAAGAAAAAUGCCUAUGCCAAAAUGGCGCCAAGUGCUCCCACAAAAACGGCAACUGUCUUUGCUCGAAAGGAUGGAAAGGCAAAUACUGUGACAAGAGAAUAUGCCCCGAUGGAUGGUACGGGCUAAAGUGCGCCCGCCCAUGCCGGUGUAGCAAGGAUUACACGGAAAUGUGUCAUCCUUGGACUGGUGAAUGUGACUGCAAACCAGGUUGGAAUUCCGGUGAUUGCAGCAGACCCUGCCCAUUCUUGACUUACGGAAAGGGAUGUCAUGGACUAUGCAGGUGUCAAAAUAAUGCCCAGUGCUCAGCAGUUAAUGGUACAUGUAUAUGUCCACCUGGAUUUACAGGCGAGCAUUGCGAAAAGAAUUGUCUUGAUGGAAGGUUUGGAGAAGAUUGUGCUCAUAAAUGUGAUUGUAA
Molecule: messenger RNA, 894 nt
Organism: Acanthoscelides obtectus
Lineage: Eukaryota; Metazoa; Arthropoda; Insecta; Coleoptera; Chrysomelidae
Source: the annotation of a GenBank genome assembly